Molecule: messenger RNA, 794 nt
Organism: Cuscuta campestris
Lineage: Eukaryota; Viridiplantae; Streptophyta; Magnoliopsida; Solanales; Convolvulaceae
Source: the annotation of a GenBank genome assembly
CACAUUUGGUCUUCUUUUCCUCUCCCACUCAAUACUCUACUACCAUACCAGUAAAUACCCCCCCUCUCCCCCCCCCCCUAAAAAAACACACCCAUGAAUUCUCCAACACACACCGGCGGACGGCCGGCGACCACCGCCGAGGGAUCGUCGCGAUCCGCCACCGGCCCCCGUCAGCCGCCGCCUAGCCGGUACGAGUCCCAAAAGCGGCGCGACUGGAACACGUUUAGCCAGUACCUAAAGAACCAGAGACCGCCGGUCCAGACGAUGGCGCAGUGCAACUUCAACCACGUGCUGGAAUUCCUCCGGUACCUCGACCAGUUCGGGAAGACUAAGGUUCACGUGCACGGGUGCGCAUUCUUCGGGCAGCCGGACCCUCCGUGCCCCUGCGCCUGCCCGCUCAGGCAAGCCUGGGGCAGCUUGGACGCGCUGGUGGGGCGCCUCCGAGCCGCCUACGAGGAGAACGGCGGGUCGCCGGAGAAUAACCCGUUCGGGAGCGGCGCCGUUCGGGUUUUUCUCCGGGAAGUGAAGGAAAGCCAGGCUAAGGCGAGAGGAAUUUUGUACAAAAAGAGGAAAAAGAAGAGAAGGAAUGUGACAAAUCCGAUUCAUAAUAGUCCAUAAUAAUAAUAAUGUCGAGUGACUUGGAAAUUGAAACAGUCCAGUUUGUUGUUGUUGUUGGCCAAAUAUCAGAAAAUGAUUGGUAAGUAUUUCUUCCAAUGCAACUAUUUGAACACUAAUCAUCAAUUUAUGUGUUCAUAAAUAUUUCCUUGCACGUGGAAUUAAAUUUGUGACUUUUC